This is a messenger RNA of Dicentrarchus labrax (European seabass), 1103 nucleotides long. Its product is annotated as beta-crystallin B3-like. Gene Ontology annotation, molecular function: structural constituent of eye lens. Gene Ontology annotation, biological process: lens development in camera-type eye; visual perception. The transcript is spliced from 6 exons. The coding region runs from base 110 to 835 and encodes 241 amino acids. The record is from RefSeq and is a predicted model, not a curated record. NCBI's taxonomy places the organism in Eukaryota, Metazoa, Chordata, Actinopteri, Moronidae.
ACCCCCCCUGUCCCUGCCCUCUAAUGGCUCAACCCCACCGAACACCAAGUGGCACCAAGAGAGAGGGACACUACCACUUCCUAGCAGGCAUACGCAGUGGAUCAGGAGGAUGUCGGAGCAGCAGAGCGCCCCAGAGCAGCUGGCUGCUGGGAAGAGUCAGGGUGGAGCUGGAGCCACAUAUAAGGUGGUGCUGUUUGAGUUCGAGAACUUCCAGGGCUGCAAGGCGGAUUUCUCUGGAGAGUGUAAAGAUGUGACGGAGAAAGGACUGGAGAAGGUCGGAUCACUGAUAGUCGAGUCUGGACCCUGGGUGGGUUACGACCGACACGGGUUCACAGGGGAGCAGUUCAUCCUGGAGAAGGGCGAGUACCCGCGCUGGGACACCUGGACCAACAGUCAGAACAGCUACUCCCUCUUCUCUCUAAGACCCCUCAAAGUGGACGGCGCUGAUCACAAGCUGCAGCUGUUUGACAACCCCGGAUUCACCGGUAGAAAGAUGGAGAUCGUUGACGAUGACGUUCCCAGUUUGUGGGGCCACGGUUUUCAGGAUCGUGUAGCGAGCGUCAAAGCUCUCAACGGAACAUGGGUCGCCUACAUGUUCCCCGGCUACAGGGGGCGCCAGUUCAUCUUCGAGCGGGGAGAUUUCAAGCACUGGAACGACUGGGAGGCCCCCGCCCCCCAGGUCCAGUCUGUCCGACGUGUGCGGGACAUGCAGUGGCACAAGAGGGGCUGUUUCAACGUUCCCGACCCGGCUCCGGCUCCCGUACCCGGACCGGGACCCGAACCCGACCCUGCUCCGGUGCCACCCGCACCGCCUGCCACAGCUGGAGCCAGCUGAGCAGGACCCCCCCCCCAAAACCACCACCACCACCCUGCCUCUAUCUAACCACGGCUGCUUGUGCCCAGAGAGGAGGGCCACGUAUGUUUCAGUGGCGAAUAAAAGCUGUUUUGACCCUGUUUGUUGGUGAUGUUUAUACUUGUGAGUGGAGCUGCAAUCAGAAAGCUCAUCCAGCCGAACAUCUGGAUACACAUCUGCUCAACAGCAAUGGAAGUGAUGUCAUACUGUGUGUAUGCUUGCUAUUAAACCAGAGUGCACCGCAUUCCCC